Molecule: messenger RNA, 662 nt
Organism: Cuscuta europaea
Lineage: Eukaryota; Viridiplantae; Streptophyta; Magnoliopsida; Solanales; Convolvulaceae
Source: the annotation of a GenBank genome assembly
GGAGAUUUAAGGCAAAUACAGCCUGUAAUUAAAGGUGAAAAAGGGGAAGAUUUCAUUGAUGCUUCUUUAGUCAGAUCUAGCAUAAUUUGGCCUCAUGUGAGACGGUUCACAAUGGCCCAAAAUAUGAGAGCCCACAAAGACCCUGGCUUCUCCUCGUAUUUGAUGAAGAUUGGAAAUGCAACACAAGUUAAAGUGUACAAAAACAAAGUAAGCCUGCUUGAUGGCAAAGGUAAUACUAAGGAUGAUCUCAGGCUUCCAACUAAUGAAACACUGUGUGGUCAGAUAAAGAGCGCAUUCGAAGAUGGCAAGGACAACAUUGUGUCUGUCAUGUCUGCCAUGGGCGAGGAGCAGAUUUGUGGUCUCAAGGAUCUCAACAAGUAGAUCACUUAAGUGUUGAAGUCUGAACCCAAAUUGUUGAAGACUGAAAUACUAUUUUCUUCAUACUAUAUGCAAAAGUCCCCAAAAUAUUUGGUGCUUUAUAGUUUGGAAUCAUGUUCUGUUAAUGUUGUUCUAGUAAAACGUAGGAGUGUGGAUUACUCUACAUCCACACAAUGACACAAUUCUCAAUUUGCAUUCUUUAUUUAAGAUCCACUAUUACAUUAAGCGAGUACUUAUAUAAAAAUGUCACCGCAUUUAUUAAAUUUAAUGCAUUUUAUACAUGC